Molecule: messenger RNA, 1215 nt
Organism: Exophiala aquamarina CBS 119918
Lineage: Eukaryota; Fungi; Ascomycota; Eurotiomycetes; Chaetothyriales; Herpotrichiellaceae
Exons: 2
Coding region: 1-1215 (404 amino acids)
Biological process (GO): mitotic sister chromatid segregation
Cellular component (GO): chromosome passenger complex; spindle midzone; chromosome, centromeric region
Source: RefSeq, a predicted model, not a curated record
AUGCCUCCUGCAAAUACGCGCAAAAGAAAGUCCGGCGAAAUGGAGGAGGACCCUGCUCCCGCAGCUACUCCGACUGGAAGUCCUCGAAAGAAGAUGAGGAUAACGCAGUCACAAAAGCAGGCAUUGAUGGACAAUCUUCAGCUAGAAAUCACGGAACGAGCACGCCAGCUUCGAGCGGGCUAUGCACUUCAAUGUGCUGACCUUCGAGCUCGCAUUGAACGACGCGUCAAUCGAAUUCCCUUGGCCGUUCGCAAGAUGACCAUGGCUGAACUCAUCCAACAACACCAAGCCACCAAAUCGAAACCCGCCAGGACUCAGGCUCCAGCCUCCAAACAAUUCAGGACCGAAAGGGUUCCCGGUGAACGACCUCUUCCACCACUACCACAACAGCAAAUCGUCAAGGCUCCAUCCCCGGCGCGUCCAGCUCCUCAAGCAACCCCGAAUCGAGGCAAGAAGCGGAAGAGUACCAUCCAGAUCGCGUCUGAUAAGGAAAAUGAACAUGUCGUUGGCGUUGACAACCUCCCGGUGAUGAAGAACAAUAAACGCGCCAAAGCUGGUCAAGCUGCAGCACCUGCAACACGUACUGCCUCCCGAGCCGUGAAAGCCAACUCUGUGCUCUCACCACGCUCUCACAACUCUCGAACGCUUCCUCGCUCCCCGAUCAAAGAACACCCGAUGGCUCCAAGCUCGCCAGCAAAGAGCUUGAUUGCAAGACCCAUCUCUCCCCUUAAGCCGGUCAGUCCAUUCAAAUCUGCAGCGACAGCAGCCACGUCGGCGAUAUCGGCAAGUGUGCACGGGAUGAUUGAACAAGCAAAGCGAGGUACAGCUGGGAGAAUGACCAGGACAGCCUCGAAGGAGAGACCCGGGGCCACGACAACAGCGGCAAGGGGGAAAAUGCUUCCACCUCCUCGCCCAGAGCCGAGGGCACUAUCUUCGCCUCAGCGCACGACCAGCCAGUCCAGCACACACAGCGCAAGCACCGACAUUUCGACAACCUCUACGAGCACGACCAUUGUGAAGCCGAAGCGUGGACGCGCCGCCGCGGCAUCGGGCAAAUUGGCCGAGCAGAAAAGCCCGGGGAUGGCCAGGAGGGGCGUUACAAAGGCCGCGACGGCGGCAAAAUCUGCGCUGAAGCGGAAUCCCACAACGGCAAACAAGAAGGUCGUGGUUGCUGAGCCUGUCGCUGGGAGACGAGUGUUGAGGAAGCGAACGUGA